GUAACUAUGCAAUGCAUGGUCUCUCUCUCUCCUCUUAUAUAUCUCUCUCUAUAUAUAAGGAAUGACACAAAACAGCAGAGCUUAAGAUUGAGGAGAGAGAAUGAGAGUCAGAGAAAUGGAUUGGAACCCAUUUUUGUUUUUGGAUCAAAGGCCAAUCUGCUUGGUAUUGACUGUGUUUUCCUUCUCUCUCAUCAGUUCUCUUUCACUAACUUAUGGGUAUGAUCCAUUGGAUCCUAAUGGAAACAUCACUAUCAAAUGGGAUGUUAUGCAAAUGAAUGAAGAUACACAAGAUGUAAGAGUAGUCAUUUUCAAUUACCAGAUGUACCGACAUAUCGAGCCACCGGGUUGGAGGCUAAGUUGGACAUGGCAGGGGGAUGAGGUAAUUUGGAAUAUGUGGGGUGCUGAAACUACUGAACAAGGCAAUUGUUCAGCUUUCAGGGGAAAGCAACUUCCUCAUUGUUGUGAAAAGAAGCCAGUUAUUAUUGACCUUAUGCCUGGAGUUUCUUACAAUAAGCAAGUUGCUAAUUGUUGCAAAGGAGGGGUAUUAUCGUCCAUUAUACAAGGCCCGAACUUGUUUGGCGCCGCUUUUCAGAUGAAUGUUGGUGCUUCCACUACCUCUACAAAUAUUUCAAUGCCGGGAAAUUUCACUCUUGGGCUUGUUGGUUAUACUUGUGGAGAUCCGGUUGAGGUUGCGCCGAGCAAGUUUAUUGAGGAUAAUGGCCGGCGACAAACUCAAGCUCUUGCCACAUAUAAUGUGACUUGUUCAUACUCUCAAUUUCGCGCUUCACCGACUCCAACUUGUUGUGUUUCCUUGUCUGCAUUCUACAAUGAAACCAUCGUUUCAUGCCCUCUCUGUAGUUGUCGCUGCCAAGGACAACCUGAAGCAAAAUGUGUAAGGCCCGGUGACUCACCAUCAGUGUUGCAAUUGCCUAAUGAAGCUCCACAGCCAAUAGUGCAGUGUACACAACACAUGUGCCCAAUAAAAGUGCACUGGCACGUUAAAGUAAGUUACACGCAGUAUUGGCGGGUCAAAAUCACAGUGACAAACUUGAAUUAUGCAAAGAAUUAUAGCCAAUGGAACUUGGUGGUGUUACAUCCCAACAUGCGAAGUGUGACAGAAGUUUUUAGCUUCAACUAUAAGGCACUCAAUCAAUAUGGUGACCUAAACGAUACGGGGAUGUUUUAUGGUAUUCAGUACUACAACGACAUGUUACUCCAAUCAGGGUACAACGGAAAUAUACAAACUGAGAUGGUACUUCACAAAGAUACAGGGAUUUUCACUUUCAGGGAAGGAUGGGCUUUUCCAAGAAAAAUUUCCUUCAAUGGUGAUGACUGUGUCAUGCCCUCUCCAGAUGACUACCCAAGGCUCCCAAACAAUGGCCACCUCAGUGCACCAUUUACAUUCAGCAUAAUUGUUUCUUCAUUAUUGUUAAUUGUAGUAUUGUUUUGAAAAAUUAAAAAAUAUAUAUUUUGACUCUUGUUUUUAAGUACACAUUUUAUUUUAUUUUAUUAGCAUUUUACUUGUAAUGUUUUCUAAAGUUUUGAUCUAGAUCAGAUCAUGUAGAUAGAUAUUUGUCCAGAAAACCCCUAAAUAUUUCACACCAAAACACAGUUCUUCAGGAAGACAAUGAUAAUGAAAAAUCAACCAAGAGACAGAAGUAGAGAGAAAUAGAGGAAACAAAAGGGGUUCAAAAGGACAGAUUAAUCCUAUGAAUCAGCGUACAGUGCAUUUAUCAAUACCAAACUCCAAAUGGUGAACAAGUUCCAAAACAAAGAAAGGGAAGAGAAUUAUCACCGUCCACCUUAGCGGUCAAUUACCUUGUUUCGAUGUUAAAAUUGAGUUGCUACAUUACAUCCCUAACCAUAUUGUAAACAGUAGCCUUGUGCACUUCAUAUGACAACAUUUAAUCAUAUUUCCUGAGGACAUGCACAUAAAUACCAAAAUAUCACGACGAUA
Messenger RNA from Camellia sinensis, 1957 nucleotides. Lineage: Eukaryota; Viridiplantae; Streptophyta; Magnoliopsida; Ericales; Theaceae. The record is from RefSeq and is a predicted model, not a curated record.